Messenger RNA from Panthera uncia (snow leopard), 726 nucleotides. Its product is annotated as protein lin-37 homolog. Lineage: Eukaryota; Metazoa; Chordata; Mammalia; Carnivora; Felidae. The record is from RefSeq and is a predicted model, not a curated record. Gene Ontology annotation, cellular component: Myb complex; transcription repressor complex. The transcript is spliced from 3 exons. Gene Ontology annotation, biological process: negative regulation of transcription by RNA polymerase II.
AUGGCGGCGCUCUCCUGCCACUGGCCCGGCCCUUGCGGGAGCAGGGAGGAGGCUGUGGGCACCAGGCCAGUUGGCCCGGAGCUCCCGAGCGACACCUCAGACCCAGGACAUGUUCCCGGUGAUGUGACAGGAGAGAAGUCGCAGCUGGAGAUGGCCAAGGCCUGGAAUCGACUAGAUGCUGUUUUGCAGUGUCUGUUGGAGAAGAGUCACAUGGACAGGGAGCACCUGGAGGAGGAAGCUUCGACAACGCCUUGGGCACCCACGACUUAGAAUUGCUCCAUUGCGAGGGGCGCCUGGCCAGCUCCCUCAGUGGAGCAUGUGACUCCUGGAGGGGAAAGGGAGGUGGGUUAUGGGCCAGCUGAGCGAGGACCUCGGCGAUCCAACAGGUAUGUGAUCAAGCUGUUUGACCGGAGCACAGACUUGGGUCAGUUCAGCCAGAACACAUCGCUGUACCCGCUCUGCCGGGCCUGGAUGCCCGACAGCCCCUCAGGGCAAGAGCGUGAAUGCCCACUCGGUUCACCACUGCCACCACUGCCUGAGGAUGAGGAGAGGUCAGAGGUCACUGACUGCCUCCACCCACUACCCCCAGACCACCUGGAGGGGCUUGCGGGAUUUCCAGUUCAAUCCCCGUUGCAGCCCGAGACCCAGGGUACCCCUGAUGAUGAGCCCUCCAAGCCUGAGCCCUCAGCACCCACACCCUGGACAUUCCCCUCCUUCACAUCUUAA